AUGUCAGUAGCCUCCGCAUCUGCGUAUUCGUUGACGGAUUCCGAUGAAAUGAUCACUGUUGGAAUGACAACUAAUGCAAGUAUUCAAGAGACGGAUUUGCAAACAGCUCUUGAAGAUACAAACGUGGUCAUUGAUGAGGCAACAAGUGAAAGAAAUCUACUUGAUCAUGAUACCCACAUGCAAUCAAAUGUCAAGACUGCUCAAAUGGGUACACCAGUGUACACUUCAUCUCGCAGCGAAACAGAUGUCGAUAUGGAGCAAGACGUAGUCGGCGCUGCGUCACCAUUGAGUACCGCUGUUACGGGAAGUGUCUCGUGGUACAGCUUACCGCCAUCGGAAACAAGUGUCGAAGUAGCUAACCUAAUGGAGGAAAAUCAGGCAGCAUGCCAUGCCAGUUUAAUAGAAAUGAAGGCACUUCAGUGCCAGGUUGAUCAUGCUAGGCUUUUGCCUAUGUUUUCUCUUUCGAUAGUUUCCAUGACGUACCUUAAUAUCUUCACUAUAGAAAUUGGUCAGGAGUUCAUUUCAAGAAUCCGCCCUAAGCAGUAUGGAUGA
Angiostrongylus costaricensis is the source of this 552-nucleotide messenger RNA. The record is from the annotation of a GenBank genome assembly. Lineage: Eukaryota; Metazoa; Nematoda; Chromadorea; Rhabditida; Metastrongylidae.